Polypterus senegalus (gray bichir) is the source of this 6184-nucleotide messenger RNA. It is a transcript of the gene adgrg2a, whose product is annotated as adhesion G protein-coupled receptor G2a. NCBI's taxonomy places the organism in Eukaryota, Metazoa, Chordata, Cladistia, Polypteriformes, Polypteridae. Gene Ontology annotation, cellular component: membrane. The record is from RefSeq and is a predicted model, not a curated record. Gene Ontology annotation, molecular function: G protein-coupled receptor activity. The transcript has 47 exons. Gene Ontology annotation, biological process: cell surface receptor signaling pathway; adenylate cyclase-activating G protein-coupled receptor signaling pathway. The coding region runs from base 455 to 4300 and encodes 1281 amino acids.
UUGCGCGAAGAGCCCCUUCACUCGCUUAGAGCCAGCGGUGUGCAGAGCGGAGUGGAGCCAGUGGACUCGUAUCUUCGGUGUGUCUGACAGCUCACAGCUUCAGCGCUUCAGACUUGGUCAAUGGGAUAUGUGCCCACGUUUUGGCAACCACCGUAUGGAAUACUGAUUUUCUUUUUUGUUUAAUGGAAUAUCAUGAAAAUUUGAAACGCCCGUCUUAAUCAUUAAGAAAAUAGUAACAAAGAAGUGCAGAUGUUAUUGGGGGACAGAGCUUGUUCACUGUGUUUCAUUGCUUAGCGGAGCACCACCACCUGCUGCUUCAUAUGGGUCUCCAAUUCCCCAAACCCCUUCUUCACUGAUCGCUGAUUCCUUGUGGCACUUGAUGCCCCUGGAUUGUCAAUCAAGUGCCUAAGAUUUACAGGGGACACAGCUACAAGAUCACAGAGAUGUAUACAGGAUGGCAUCUCCUGUAAUUUUUACCAGGACUUUAAAUGGAAGGAAUGUAUUUCAUUAUAUUAGCAUUAUUUGCAUACUUUUGAUCUGCGGUUUUCAAAAAGAUGCAAUGAUUGCCAGCCAGAAUACUACAGCUACAAUGCCUGCAACCUUGAACACUACAGGUGCAUCCUCUGACAGCCUAAAUACGACAGAGACGUACUAUGUUUUCACAUUACAAGUAAAUGCUAUGGAUAAUACAACUGAAACAACUGUUUUGAAUCAGCUUCAAACAGUAUUAAAUUAUUCAGGAUGUAAUUUUUCAUUAAGCCUUUCAAACAACUGCAUUCCAUUUAUGAUUUAUCCAGUGCAAUGUAAUUUUACAGGAAACACAAGUUUUUCCAAUUGCACAGCUGUUAUCAGUAUGAAAAAUGAAAACAGCACAUGCAUUAUAGAAGGACUUUUAAAUAAUUCUGAGAAUAAUACUCUGCAAUUCACUCAUAUUGGAGGCGUACGACUUGCUACUCCAUGUAUACAAAAUGCAAAAAUUAAUGAAACUGAUAUUAUUACGUCAUUUUUUAAUCCGAGCAAUAAUUGUAAUUCAAAUGGUACAGACACAGGGAAUGUGUCAUAUAGCUUUAGUGACCCUCAAAACUGCACUGGAACUUCAGCUACUGGCCAGUCCUUUCCUACAGCUGGAGCUACAACUAAAGGCCCUGUCGUUGUUACUGGAGGAUCAUUGUCUUUUACAACUAAAAUCCCAGGCAAUGGAAAUGCAGGGCAAAAGUCUACUUUAAAAGCUAAUGUUACACAGCCAGCCAUCACUAUUACAGCUAAUGCUACACAGCCAGCCAUCACUAUUACAGCUAAUGCUACACAGCCAGCCAUCACUAUUACAGGGAGUCUUUCUGAAAAUUUCACUUCAGGCUUUUUUUAUUUUGUAUCAAUAUUUGUAAACACCACCAACAUAUCUACGUUUCCGUUCACUUUAAUGUCAAGUGACUUGAUGUGUAUAAACAAUUUGAGUACACAGAAUGACUUAUCAACUGCAAGCAAUUGUUCAUUAAAGUGUCUGAACGAAACUCCCUCUGAACAGAACAACAGUUCAAGUUACCAGACUUGCACCAUCCUUCUGAAAGCAACCAGAAUGAAUAACGCUUGCUUGAUUUUGGAAGGUUUUAGAAACAAUUCAAAAGGUGUAAACAUUUCUAUAUUAGAUGCCAGCUCCUGUAAUUAUACAUACUCCUUUACUGCACCAGUACCUACAUCAUAUCAGGAGUUUCUGAAUUUUUCUAUGGAGCUGAACAAAACAUGUCAAAACAAUGCAUCAGCUUCUCUCACUACAGCUAAUAUUCAAGAUUGUUACUCAACAACCACAGGAAACCAGACAUCAUGUGGUAACUGUUCUUCAGUUUGUCACUAUAAAUCUUUAACCUUGUUAAAUCUAACUGCAAAACCUAAUGCUGCUGAGGAGGAUAUCUUAAAAGAGUUGAAUGACACUCUAUCAAAAAUUAAUGGGAAUGCGACAAGUCAAAACAUUUCACAGAACAUUUAUUCACUUGCAUGUCCAGUACGCAAUCAGAGUGGGAUUAACUGUACAGCUGUUGUAGUCCUUCCAACAACAACAAAUUACAAAUUUAGUGUAAUCAGUAUUACAUCUAUAAAUAUCAUGUCUGUGGGUACAUGUAUACCUGAUAAUCAUACACAGGGCCUCCUGAACUACACGUGGUCUUCUUCAAGCUCUAAUGGUCCUAAUAUAUGUUCUGGUAAUGCAUGCAACCCUGGACUGAUUACCUUGUUUAGUUUGAAUGGUGCACCACUUCCUGUGCCUCCUACACCUCUUGUGAUCACAUCAGUAAACGGGCAGAACACAACAUCAAUCAGUGGUAACAGUGCAGAAGAAGAAAAUGUUUUAGGUUUGAUACAAAACUUUGACCCAUCUAAUCCUGAACUGUUGCUUAAUGCCUUGGAUGGACUACUAAACCAGCCCAGCAUCACAGUUCGUACUGCUGGGGUAGUUGUUUCAGCUGUUGGGACAAUGCUGAACAGCUCUGCACCUAAGGUUGUCUCCUAUUCCACAAGGAUCACACAAAUGGUGGACAAGGUUGGCCUUAAACUAAACCUGACAGAAGAUUUUGUAAACCUAACAUCAUCUACUUCCUUGGCUGUUGCUGUGAAAAAAGCAAAUGGCAAUAACUUUACAGAGUUAGUUUUUUCAGUGGAAGACCCUGACAAUUUACAGGUCACUCUGGGAAGUUCACAAUCUUUGUUUGAUGGAGGAAGUGUUACCUUUCCAGCUUCACUUUUGUCAAAUGUUUCACAAGGAAACAGAGAGUUGGUGUCCAAGGUCCAGUUUAACUUUUUUAAAAAAACCUUCGUAUUUCAGGAUAAUUCCCGUGCAAAUUUUUCUCUAAAUAGUUUUGUGGUGGGAGCAAAUGUGCCUAACAUAUCUCUUACAAAUCUGAAAGAUAAUGUUACUGUUCUCUUCAAGAAUAUUAACGAAACAAAGAACAAUGACACAGUGCUGUGUGUUUUCUGGAACUACAGCAAAUUUAUGAAUAAAGGAGGAUGGGAUGAGACAGGUUGCUCUGUAAAGAAUAAAACAGCCAGUAGCACUAUAUGCCAGUGUAACCAUCUUACAAGCUUUGCUGUUCUCUUGGGCUCAUCACUAAAUUAUCAACCAAAUAUAGUUCUAACUUACAUCACAUUCGUUGGCUGUGGCAUUUCAUGCAUUUUUCUUGCAGUUACUAUACUUACCUACUUGUUAUUUGAAAAACUACGGAAAGACUAUCCUGCCAAAAUUUUAAUUCAGCUUUGCCUAGCAUUGCUAGGUUUAAACCUGGUGUUUCUUAUUGAUUCAUGGAUUGCUAUAUACAAGGAUGUACCAGGACUAUGCAUUGCUGUUGCUGUGUUUCUUCACUAUUUUCUCUUGGCCUCUUUCACAUGGAUGGGCCUUGAAGCUUUCCACAUGUAUCUAGCACUGGUCAAAGUGUUUAACACCUAUGUACAAAGAUAUAUGUUGAAAUUCUGCAUUGUUGGAUGGGGACUUCCUGCAGUUGUGAUUGCAAUUGUUGUUGGAAUAAGCCGAGGCAACUAUGGACUGGCAACAUACAGCAAAUCCUCAGAUGGCUACACAGAUGAAUUCUGCUGGAUCAAAAAUGACACUGCAUUUUAUGUAUCCGUUGUGGCCUACUUCUGUGUGGUGUUCCUUAUAAACCUUGGAAUGUUUAUCGUUGUGCUGGUUCAGCUGUGCAGGAUUAAGAAUCAGAAGCACAACCACCUUAAGAGAAAUACCUUUCGGGACAUGAAAAGUGUGGCAGGCCUGACGUUCUUGUUAGGAAUCACCUGGGGUUUUGCAUUGUUUGCAUGGGGUGAUGCCAACUUACCAUUUAUGUAUCUGUUUACAAUUUUCAACACACUGCAAGGAUUUUUUAUCUUCAUUUUCCACUGCGCAACCAAAGAAAAUGUUCAAAAACAGUGGAGGAGAUAUCUGUGCUGUGGAAAACUGAGACUUGCUGAAACCUCAGACUGGAGCAGGACUGCAACAAACUACACCAAAAAACAGUCUGUGCGUCAUCCGAUAACAUCCUUUUCUUCAAAUUCAAGUUCAUUAAAUUCUCAUCCAACAUCCAGUGGUUCAAGUACAUAUUUAGUCAACAAUGAAUAUGGUGCAAAUUCAAAUGGCAUUCCUUACAACGACAGUGGUGUGCAGGCACCAAGUACACCUACUGAUGAUGUCGUACUUAAUGAAACCUACUACAAGAAACUACAGUUGGGUCUGAAGGAGGAAAAUGGUUACAAAACACCUAGCAUUUCCUUGAGGAGGACCUCCAAAAAGCGAGGAAGUGUGACAUACAGUGAUGACAUGUAAUGUCUGCUCUUCGUUCUGCCUUUGAUAGACUGCCUAUGUUGACUGGGUGGGUGCUCAGUAUUUCAUUAAUGGCUUGUCCUCUGUACUUUUGUUAGUUUUUUAUGGAUGUUGCUUGAUAUUCAGUUUAAUUCUAAGGAAAAAUAAUUCUUGCACUAAGGUUGACAGUCUAUGCAACUAUUUUUGAAUGUAAUUUGAAAAAAAAAAUCAAUAAACUUUCAUAGCAUGUUCUUUUUUGACUAACCAGAUAUUAAACUGGAGCACAUGCUUGUACAGUAGAUACUGGUAUAUAUUGGCUGGCACUGUCACCCAGUCACUGCCUCUUCACCCCUUGUCUGUGCAGGUGUCCUCCUGACUCUGUGGCUUCACUCCACAUCCUAAAGGGGUGCACAUUUGUUUGACUAUGCAGUGGUGCUUUUAAGUGGCAGGGACCGGGGCUAAUAACUGUGCAGAGUUGCCACAUUUUCGUGAUGCCUUCCUACUCCAUUUCUCCACAUACUGUAAAUUGUAAAUACUUGUGGGUUAGGUUACCUGGAUGCACUUUAUUGGCCCAGAGUGGGUUUCCCUUGUAAUGGAUUGGUGACUCCUGCCUUGAAGUCAUGCUAUGGCUCACGGUGACUUGGCAGUAGAAGUUGUGAAUGGAUGCAUUUACAGCAUUGUACCUGGCACUACUUCAAUAAUGAUAAUGAAAAAGAGUAGUUUCAUUAAGGAUGGCUCAGUGGUGCAGUGGUAUUGCAGUGUUGUAUUGUAGUGAAGAAGACCAGAAUUCAUGUCUCCGGUCCUCAAUGUGUAGAGUUUGCAUGUUCUCCUCAUGUCAGUGUCGGUUUCUCUCUAGGUGCUUCUGUUUCCCCCCACAAUCCUGGCGAUGUUAGAUUGGCCUGAGUGUUUGUGUGUGGUGAAUGUGCACCCUAUGAUAGACUGGCACCCUGUCCAGGGAUUUUACCUGUCGUAUGUUGUUUGCUUGAUGGCGUAGGCUCCAGCUCCCCAGCAACCUUGAUCAGGAUUUGAUUAGAACAGAAUUUGUCUGAUGUAGUCAAUGAAGUAAUGUCCUGCGUUUACAUGGCAGUCACUUAUAACCAGCUACACUUGUAUAAAAUUUAUUGUGUUGUAUAAUAAAGUCCGGAGAAUGGUUGCAGCCCAGAGUUGUCAUUUUGUGCGAGGUGUGCGCCUCAUCUGAUCGCCCUGCAGACAUGUGUACAAGGACUAAAGCUCUGAUCCACAUUACAAAGGUGUAUUUUACAGGACUCUGAUGGACAGGUGGUCUGUCUGGAGCUGUGGAGCUGUUGUCUGCCUUGUGCCCAGUGCUGCCAGGAUAGGCUCUAGCCAAACCUGUGGUACCACCUUUGACUUAUCAGAUUUGAGAAUGUUAUAUAUUACAUUAUGUUAUUUUACAACAAACAUCUUCAAUAACAUUUUCCUGUGCUUUUAUUUAAAAUGAUGACUGGAGAUUUUGAAUUGAUAUUUCUCCUGGGGUAAAUAUUGAAUCAAAUAAAUGAACAAAUGCUCCCUCUCUGAACUUACUGGCAACUUUCUGUAGAUUUUAAGUUUAAGCCAUUAGGCAUAGCUACUCUUCUGCAAAUGAUCUUUUCUUCUUUCUUAUUUUUAUGCAUUUUUUUUCUCAUAUCACAUUCUAAUGUAUUUUAUAUAUUUUUAAGUGUGGAAUCUGAUUGAAUAAUGAGUCAUAAUUUAUAAAUUCUAUAAAAGUGUUUUUAUUCAAUACUGUUAGAGUGCAUUUUGGAUAAUUAGGAUUUAUAUUAAAAUAUUGGCUGUUUUCUAGAAUUUGUCAUUUUUCCUUUGAAAAUGCUAUUCAUGUGUGCUCUUUAUUGUGUUUAUCUCUAAAGAGGCUCUGUAAAUUAAAGGCUACUUGACAUUUUUUUAUCAAUAAGA